This is a messenger RNA of Exophiala oligosperma, 1567 nucleotides long. RefSeq lists its product as uncharacterized. The record is from RefSeq and is a predicted model, not a curated record. The coding region runs from base 1 to 1470 and encodes 489 amino acids. The transcript has 2 exons. NCBI's taxonomy places the organism in Eukaryota, Fungi, Ascomycota, Eurotiomycetes, Chaetothyriales, Herpotrichiellaceae. Gene Ontology annotation, molecular function: flavin adenine dinucleotide binding; sarcosine oxidase activity.
AUGCCUCGCCGCCAGCUUCAAAAGUCCGACAGGAUCGUCAUCAUCGGUGCCGGUGUGUUUGGAUUGAGUACAGCCCUCCACCUCGCUCUCCGUGGCUACAAAAAUGUCGUGGUCUUUGACCGACACGAUUACGACGUCUCCCAAUAUGACUACCGGAACGGAGCCGAUUCGGCCUCUGCUGACAUGAACAAAAUCAUCCGCUCCGCAUACGGCUCGGCGGUCGAGUACCAGGAUCUCUCCAAAGAGGCGAUCGAGUGGUGGACCGCGUGGAAUGACGAAAUUAAGAAUGCAAAGGAUCUCCCGGCAGGACUGAGUCCAUCGGACCGGGUCUAUAUUAACAAUGGGACGCUGGCUUUCACCGACAAGGAUGAGUUGCCCACCUUCGAACUCGAUACGAUUCGAAACAUGAGGGCUGCCGGUCUGGGUUCCACGCAGCUGAUUACUACCAACCCGGACGAUGUCACGGCCGCUGACCGGCGGGGUUGGGGUUACGGAAUCGACCCAUUCCGCCGCAAGGAAAGAAGAAAGGCCAAUGUCGGCGUGCUCGACACUACCGGUGGCGUGGUCGUGGCAAACAAAGCUUGCCGCUUCGCUCUUCACAAGGCCCGGACUUUGGGGGCCAAGUUCGUGUUCGACGAGCGAGCUGGUGCCUUUGAGUCCUACUGGCACGACAAGGACGGAAAAGUAGUGGGUGUCAAGACCCAAGAUGGCCAAAGGCAUCCUGCGGACAAGGUUGUCAUGGCUUGUGGAGGCUGGACACCAUCCCUCGUGCCUCAGCUUGACGGUCUUUGUGAGACGACGGCCGGGUCGGUCAUCAUGUUGAAGAUCCCACCAGAGUCACCGCUCUAUGAUCGAUUCUCUCCCGAAAAGUUCCCCAGCUGGAUGUGGAAGCUGUGGGAUGGAGCCGAGGGCGGUCUGUACGGCUUCCCUCGCGACGAUCGAGGGUGGAUGAAGAUCGGAUACCGAGGCACCAAGUACACCAACCCACAGGUCCAAGCGGACGGCAAGGUUCGCAGUGUCCCCAUCACGAGGUAUUCUCCCGGUGAAAAAGUCACGAGGAUCCCUCAAAAGGCCAUGCAGGUGUUCAAGCGGUUCUUGGGCGAGUACCUGCCCGAGCUGGCGGAGCACGGCAUCGGCAUCGAGCUCACGAGGCUCUGUUGGUACACGGACUCCUUUGACAACCAUUACGUGGUCGACGACGUCCCAGGCCAAAACGCCGUCAUGGUCGCCACGGGUGGCUGUGGGCAUGCCUUCAAGUACCUGCCGAACCUGGGCAAGUGGAUCGUCGACAUCAUGGAGGGCGUCGGCGCGGAGCGGACCCUGGUCCAGCGAUGGAGAUGGAGGUCCUUGCGCGCAGACCAGACACCUUUCAACGUCCUGAUGAAGGGCAGUGACAGUCCGACCGCCAUCAAGAAUGUUUCAUGGUCGAAAGAUGCCGAUUUGAGACCAGGCAAUGGCUCUCGUUUGUAGAUGACCACGCAUCCGGAGUACUUCAUGGAGAACUCAGGGGCUGUACCUGAAUAGAUAUCUGUUUCAUUGGCAUUCGACGUGAUAUGACACAGUCACG